This is a messenger RNA of Rotaria sordida, 2823 nucleotides long. The record is from the annotation of a GenBank genome assembly. NCBI's taxonomy places the organism in Eukaryota, Metazoa, Rotifera, Eurotatoria, Philodinida, Philodinidae.
AUGACCGAAGAAAUAUCACAAAAUAUCACAACUGAUGAUAGUAGAAUUAUUACUGAACAGAAUGUUAAUACGUCAACAACAACAACAAUGAUGGAUACAUCAACUAAAGAACAACAAAUGAAUGUUGUCGAUGAUGCAACACUUCAAGCAGUACUUAGUUCAAUGACUGAACCACAAGUACAUGACUUUCUUGAAGAACUUAAUAAAACAGGCAAAGCAUAUUUACCCGGUAUUGGUCAAACAAUUGAAUUAUUAACUGUACCUGCUCCUGCGGAAACAUCAACAGAACCAUCUACUAUUACCGUUCUACCGUUAUCUCAAAUUUCUCAAUCUCAACCAUCAGCUGAAAUUCUUCUUCAAGAAUUAACAUCACUUAUUCAACAGCCACCAGCUGAUAUUGUACCAAUUGGUAUUGAACAAAAAUUUAUUGAACAACCAAUUGAAACUAAAUCAAAUAUUCAUAUUAAUACAUUCGGAUCACGUCAAUCUCGUACAGCUAAUACAUAUGGUGGUACACCUGUUGUUGGUCGACCAGGUACAGCUGUUAAAUCAACAAUAACAUCAAGUGGAGGAACAACAAUUCGUAAACCUUUACAACAACAACAAACAAUUAAUGAUGAACGAAUGUUUUUUGGACGACCAGCAACUGUCGGACUAGGACAAUAUCAUAAUCGUACUGGAUUAAUAUCUAAUAAACAACAAUCAUUAACAUCAUCAUUAGGACAACAACGACGUAUAACAACAUCAAGUAAUAUUGAACAUCAUCAACAAUCUUCUCAACGACGACCACUUUCUUGGUUUCAAAAUCGUUCUCGACAUCGUUCAUCCGAGGAUGAUGAUGAUGAUGCUGAUUCAGAUCGUGAUUUAUCUCCUCCAUCAUAUUCUAUGAGUGGUAAUGAUAAUUUAGGUCCAACACGUCGUUCAACACGUGUACCUAAACCAAAACAAGAUGCUGAUUUUGUUACAUUUCCAUUAUUGGAUCGUGAUGAACAUGGAAAUCCUAUUCCACCAACACCAUCAUCAAUGCCAUUACAUAAAGCAGAAGAUGAUGAAGAUGAUAUACCUUAUCGUUUAAUGGAUUAUCCACGACCACCACAACAAUCUCAAAUUUCAUCUGGAACAUCAUCACAAACAACAACUAUUGGACCAGGAAGAAAACCACGUGCAAUAACUGAUAUGCGUACAACAACAACAACAACAACAACAACAAUCGCAAAUAAAAAACAACCACGUUGGCCUGAUGAUGAAUUAUAUCAUGUAAAAUCUUUUAUACCACUUAUUAUGCCACAACAAAUAACAAAUCCAUCAACAAUGAAAAAUAAAAUGACAAUGUGUAAACCAUUAGUAUUUGAACGAGAAGUUGAAGCUAAACCAACAAGAUUUACUAUAGCAACACAAACAGAAAUGGAACAUAUGAUUCCAGAUGUACCUUUAGUUACAUUACCUGUACCACUUUAUCUUCCAUCACCAUCACCAAGUUAUCGACUAUUUCAACCAAAAGCAGUACCAAUUCCUGUACCUGUUUUUGUACCGAUUAUGAUACCUGUAUCAAAAAAAACUUAUAAAAAUAUUCGAGAAUAUCUUCAAACUCAACGUGAUCUUUUACCAGAUGAUCCAUUUGAAGCAGCACUUGUUAUGCAUGCUGAAAGUCUUGUACGAGCUGAAAAUCAACCACAACAAACAAUAACAAGUCAUGUUAAUGAUUCAAUGAUGAUGAUGGAUUUAACUCGUGAUGAUUCUUAUUUAGCAACAUCACAAACUAUUGAAAAUUUACCUGAACUUGAUCUUGAAGCACAUUAUAUUGAUCCUAUAACAUCAAAUGAUCCUGAAGUUCAAAAACUUCUUCGAAUGUUACCCGAUGCUGGUGAUCAUCUUAAAUGGACUUAUGGUGUUGAAGCAUUUCAACAAUGGUCUACACAACGUAAUCGAUCUAUCUUAUAUCCAUCAACAUCAACUACACCUGAAGAUGAAGCAAUAGCCAAAGAAUAUCUAAUUAAAUCCGAUUUACUUUCAUAUACAAAUGGAGAUGAAUUACAACCUGUUAUGGAUGUAUUCAUACGUGAAGUUCGUCGUCCAACAGGUCAUCAAUAUUUACCAGAAAGCAUCUAUUAUCUUUGUUUAGGUAUACAAUUUUAUUUAAAUUUAAAUAAUCGUCAAAUUGAUUUAUUUGAUCCACGUUAUAUUGAAUUUAAUUCAACAUUAAAUAAAAUUCUUUUAAAUUAUAUACCACGUGUUGUAACUGAUUCUAAUACAUAUGUAUCAUUAAUUGAUGAAGAUUUAUUAUAUGAUGUACAUCAAUUUGGUACAUUAACACCAUGGUCUUUAUUAACAACACUUAUUUAUACAAAUACAAAAUAUUUUAAUUUAAAAACUGUUGAAUCACAUAUGGCUAUAUCAUUUGCAAAUUUUGGAAAAUAUUCUCAAUGGAUACGUUUAUCAACAAGUAUACCACAAGGACAACAAAUGAAUUAUUUAAGAUUUUAUGCUCAUAAUCCUGAUCUGAAAUCAUUAGCAAAUUCACCAACUGUUUAUGAAAUAACUGAACAAAUGAAUGAUCCAAUACGAUGUCCAAUAAAACAAUAUGAUUUUUAUAUUUCAAAAUGUCCUGAACAAAUACGUGGUACAGCUGAUAUUUUCUAUUUACAUCCAAUAACUGGACAAAUUCUUGAAAAUUCACCUUGGUUUUCUAAUGAACCAUUAUCAGCAACAAUAAUUGAUCAAAUACUUAAUCGUCUUAAACUUCUACCUGAUUAUUAUAAUCAAACAAAACCUGUUGAAACUAAUAACAAUGUUACAACAUCACAAUCAACAAGUAUUAGUUAA